CCUGUUUCAAGGAACAUGAAAGGAUUAUCUGGCGGGCGUAAUCAAUCACAAUUAUGUUCUGCGCAUACUUGUGGUUUACCAUCCCCUGAAGAUUGUGAACACAGCCACGAUCAUCUUCAUCAUGGCCAGGAGUCAAGGCAAUCGUAUCUUCUCAGCCCAACUGAGAGUUGCCCAGUGGAUCAUCAUCGCUGCUCACCACGAAGCUCCAUCCAUUCAGAAUGUAUGAUGAUGCCCAUGGUUAUGGGUGAUCAUAUGUCCAGUAGCACUUUCCCCAGAAUGCACUACACCUCACACUACGAUACUAGGGACGAUUGCACCAUGUCUCAUGCGAACACUAAGGUUAACCGGAUCCCGGCAAAUUUGCUGGAUCAAUUUGAGAAGCAACUUCCUCUCCAUAGGGAUGGCUUUCACACUUUGCAGUACCAAAGGACAUCAACAGCAGCUGAACAACGCAGUGAAAGCCCAGGUAGAAUACGUCACCUUGUUCAUUCAGUCCAAAAACUGUUCACAAAAUCACAUUCUUUGGAAGGAUCUUCCAAGAGCAAUGUAAAUGGGGCAAAGGGAGAUGGCCGAGGUGAUGACCAUCAUCAUGGACAUCAUUCUAAACAUAGCAAAAGAAGUAAAAGUAAAGAACGAAAGCCUGAAAGUAAGCAUAAAACUGGAAUGAGCAGCUGGUGGAGCUCUGAUGACAACUUGGACAGUGAUAGCACUUACCGAACACCUAGCGUGGUAAACAGGCAUCAUGUAGACCAUAUCUCUCAUUGCUAUCCUGAGGCUCUUCAGGGACAUUUUGGGGAUCUCUCAUUAAAGACUUCAAAAAGUAACAAUGAUGUGAAAUGUUCAGCUUGUGAAGGUCUUGCCAUGACCCCUGAUGGCAAGUACAUGAAAAGGAGCUCUUGGUCUACCCUCACAGUAAGCCAAGCUAAAGAAGCUUAUCGGAAGUCGUCUCUUAAUCUAGACAAGCCUUUAGUUCAUCAGGAAAUAAAACCCUCCCUGAGACCAUGCCAUUAUCUUCAGGUACCUCAAGAUGAAUGGGGAGGUUACCCUGCUGGUAAAGAUGAGGAGAUUCCCUGCAGAAGGAUGAGAAGUGGAAGUUAUAUUAAAGCCAUGGGAGAUGAGGAAAGUGGAGAUUCUGACACUAGUCCCAAAACAUCACCAAAGGUAGCAGUCCAUCCGGAAUCAUUGUUAAAAUCUAUUGGACAAAGAGCCCUUGGUGACCUCCAGAAUCAGAGCUAUCUGCAAGCUACAAGUGAAGUGCCUGGUGGCCAUACGCUGGAUCCUUCGGCAAACUACAAUUCCCCUAAGUUUCGAUCAAGGAAUCAGAGCUAUAUGAGAGCAGUAAGCACACUCAGUCAGGCCAGCUGCGUUAGCCAGAUGAGUGAAGCAGAGGUCAAUGGGCAAUUUGAAUCUGUUUGUGAAUCAGUGUUUAGUGAAGUUGAAGCUCAGGCCAUGGAUGCCCUCGGCUUGCCAGGUUGCUUCCGAACCAGAAGUCACAGUUAUCUGCGUGCCAUUCAGGCUGGUUACUCUCAAGAUGAUGAAUGUCUCCCUUCAAUGGCAUCUUCUAACAUCACCUCAACAAUCAGGUCAACAACAGCUGUAACUUACACAAGUUACAAAAAGACCCCGCCACCUGUACCCCCGCGAACCACCUCAAAGCCACUCAUUUCGGUUACAGCACAGAGCAGCACAGAAUCCACCCAGGAUGCCUAUCAGGAUAGCCGGACUCAGGGGAUUUCCCCGUGGCCUCAGGAUGGCCUCAGGAUGUACAAUUCCACUGACAGUUUGGAUAGCAACAAGGCUAUGAAUCUGGCCAUGGAAACGGCAGCUGCACAACGCCACAUGUCGGACAGUCAAAUCAGCUCCGUAAGAACCAGCGACAAGGCCAUCCUCGUGACAAAGGCUGAGGAGUUCCUGAAGAGUCGGCGCUCCUCUAUUGGGAUCCAGGUGGAAGCAGCAACUGAUUCAGAUACCGACAGCAGAGGCAUACGGGAGUAUCAUUCGGUUGGAGUGCAAGUGGAAGAUGAUAAACGCCAUGGACGAUUUAAGCGCUCAAACAGUGUAACGGCAGCUGUUCAAGCCGAUUUAGAACUUGAAGGCUUUCCUGGACACAUAACAAUGGAGGACAAGGGACUUCAGUUUGGUGGCUCUUUCCAGCGACAUUCAGAGCCAAGUACUCCUACUCAGUAUGGUGCAGUAAGAACUGUACGGACACAAGGCCUGUUUAGUUAUAGAGAAGAUUAUAGGACCCAGGUUGACACCUCCAAUCUCCCACCACCUGAACCUUGGUUGGAACCAUCCAUUGAGACUGUUGAAACAGGACGAAUGUCUCCAUGUCGCCGGGAUGGGUCAUGGUUUAUGAAGCUGCUACACACUGAGACAAAAAGGAUGGAAGGAUGGUGCAAAGAGAUGGAGAGAGAAGCAGAAGAAAAUGAUCUUUCUGAAGAAAUUCUAGGUAAGAUCCGAAGUGCUGUAGGAAGUGCACAGCUGCUAAUGUCACAAAAAUUCCAGCAAUUCUAUUGGCUUUGUCAACAGAAUUUGGAUCCCAGUGCUAUGCCCCGGCCAACUUCACAGGACCUAGCAGGAUUCUGGGACUUGUUACAACUCUCAAUUGAAGACGUCAGUAUGAAGUUUGAUGAACUGCAUCAGCUGAAACUGAAUGAAUGGAAAAUAAUAGAAUCGCCCGAAAAAAAGGAAGAGAGAAAGGUCCCUCCGCCUGUACCAAAGAAGCCCCCUAAAGGAAAAUUCCCCAUCACCCGAGAGAAGUCUUUGGAUCUGCCUGACCGACAGCGCCAAGAAGCUCGAAGACGCCUCAUGGCUGCUAAGAGGGCAGCCUCUUUCCGGCAAAACUCUGCUACGGAGCGUGCAGACAGCAUUGAGAUCUAUAUCCCAGAAGCCCAAACGAGGCUUUAA
Molecule: messenger RNA, 2910 nt
Organism: Protobothrops mucrosquamatus (brown spotted pit viper)
Lineage: Eukaryota; Metazoa; Chordata; Lepidosauria; Squamata; Viperidae
Gene: DLGAP2
Product: DLG associated protein 2
Exons: 10
Coding region: 16-2910 (964 amino acids)
Biological process (GO): signaling
Cellular component (GO): glutamatergic synapse; postsynaptic specialization
Molecular function (GO): molecular adaptor activity
Source: RefSeq, a predicted model, not a curated record